Messenger RNA from Phycomyces blakesleeanus NRRL 1555(-), 723 nucleotides. RefSeq lists its product as hypothetical. The transcript is spliced from 2 exons. The coding region runs from base 52 to 450 and encodes 132 amino acids. The record is from RefSeq and is a predicted model, not a curated record. Lineage: Eukaryota; Fungi; Mucoromycota; Mucoromycetes; Mucorales; Phycomycetaceae.
CUUAAAACCAAAGUUUUGUUGAUUAAUAGAUGGUCAUUAAGCAAACAAAUCAUGGCUAUCAAUCCCACAAUUCCCUCUCUUCCUAAUGACGAAGGGUUUGCGUCAACUCUUGAGGAACAACAAACAGCGGAUAUAAUUCGACGCAAAAAAGCACAAAGCCUUAAUUCUCUUGCGUCACUUACACAGACGAUCAAUGAAACUAAAAGCAAUCAAAAGCACAUGGCAUUGACAGAACGUUUAUUGUGGCUAAUAUCAGUGUUUUGGGCCCUUUGGAAACUUCAAAUUAAUGAUGCAACACCAUUAGAUAAUUUAACAGUAAUAGGUAACUACAAUAGCUCUGCAUUAUUUUUUGAUGAACAACCAAAUCUUGGGUUAGAAAUGGUGCAACAAUAUAAAAGAUUAUUAUUGACGGGCUUGGAACAAAACAAAAAGGUUGGAUUGUCUGUAUAGGCUCGUCAUUAGGUACUUGUCACAUCCUGUCGCACCACAAACCUCUGUUAUUCUCAUCCUCCGAAGAUCAAAGUUCUUCGUCUGACGAUACUUCCGACCCAUCAAUAUCUCCAAAAAUAAAUUAUAUUACCAGGAAUAUAAGAAAGUCUGAAAAAACUAGUGUGCUUUCAUACACAAAAACACGCAUCUUUGGCACGGGUCAAUCUUCCUUUCGCUCUGGGGCAGAUGAUGGGCUUCUGUGUGGUGUAUUACUACUACCUAUGGUAGCUACUG